Anisakis simplex (herring worm) is the source of this 570-nucleotide messenger RNA. NCBI's taxonomy places the organism in Eukaryota, Metazoa, Nematoda, Chromadorea, Rhabditida, Anisakidae. The record is from the annotation of a GenBank genome assembly.
AUGAUCUGUCCUCCAGCUCUCUGUGGUCCAAAUGAACGUUUCGUCAACUGUAGUUCAUUGUGUGAACCUACUUGCCAAUCGAAACCCAACCAACCAUGCCCACCUGUAUGUGGACCGCCAAAGUGCGAAUGUCUACCGGGAUACGUUCGUGAUCAAGGCAAAUGCAUCCUCCCGGAACAAUGUCCAUCUGCAGAUCCAACCUGUGGUCCAAAUGAGGAGUUCGUGACGUGCAGUUCAAAGUGUGAGCCAACCUGUGAAUCGCCGCCUAACCAACUGUGCAUCUUGGAAUGCGGUCCACCGAAGUGUCAAUGUCGUCCUGGCUUCGUUCGUCACCAAGGAAGAUGUAUUCCUCAUAGCCAAUGUCCAUCUGCUGAUCCAAAACCGACGUGUGAUCCAAACGAGCGCUUUGUGGAGUGCAGUUCAUUGUGUGAACCUACAUGCGAAUGGCCCACUGGUCAACCUUGCGUGAAAAAGUGUGGACCACCAAAAUGUGAAUGUCUUCCGGGAUUUGUUCGAGAUCAAGGAAAAUGUAUACCGCCUGAUCAGUGUCCAUCUAUUGGUGGGUCUUGA